GCUGAUGCAAUACAAAUAAUGCCAAUUCACGGCUGCUCCUUGGUAUAAAAGAAGAGACAAACACUGGUGCCACAUAUGCUGAGACCGUGUGAUACCAAGAUGCACAUCAGCCUGGUCUUUGUGUUACUUGGGAUAGCUAUCCUGGGAUAUGCUGCAGGCUAUCCUGGGGAGAGCAAUGAAGACUGCCAUGAUCGUUGUUACAAUGGCAUCACUAGAAACAGAAAGAAAUUUAUGUCAGGGUAUGUUCUUGGAGGAGUGUGCCGCUGCACCAACAAUUGCUAUUGGGCAUUGCGGUAUUACAGUGGCAUGUCUCCUGAUGAAGCCUGUCAGUCUUUUUGCCGACACAAAUACCACAGCAGAGCAACUGGGGAAUGUGAAAAUGAUAAACUUUGUCACUGUGACCGGAGUGGCCGUGGCUGAACAUCCUGGUCUGAACUGAAUGGUCAUCCUGACAAUGGAUUCCAUAGCUGAUAAUUCAAAUCUGAAUCUUGAACUCAUUCUUCUUUAGAAGUAAUAAAAAUAUGGUAUACAUCAUCAUCAACAUCUA
Molecule: messenger RNA, 547 nt
Organism: Lingula anatina
Lineage: Eukaryota; Metazoa; Brachiopoda; Lingulata; Lingulida; Lingulidae
Source: RefSeq, a predicted model, not a curated record